This is a messenger RNA of Trichogramma pretiosum, 2763 nucleotides long. RefSeq names its product circadian locomoter output cycles protein kaput-like (gene dysf). Gene Ontology annotation, biological process: regulation of transcription by RNA polymerase II. The transcript has 13 exons. Bases 1 to 2763 code for a protein of 920 amino acids. Gene Ontology annotation, molecular function: DNA-binding transcription factor activity, RNA polymerase II-specific; RNA polymerase II transcription regulatory region sequence-specific DNA binding; protein dimerization activity. The record is from RefSeq and is a predicted model, not a curated record. Lineage: Eukaryota; Metazoa; Arthropoda; Insecta; Hymenoptera; Trichogrammatidae.
AUGUUCAAUCGGAUCGACGCGAGCAAGUCGACGAAAGGUGCGAGCAAAUUGAGGAGGGACCUGAUCAACGCCGAGAUCGCCAACCUGCGAGACCUUCUGCCACUGCCGCCGUCCACGCGACAGAGACUGUCGCAACUCCAGCUCAUGGCGCUCGUCUGCGUGUUUCUGAGGAAGGCCAAUUACUUCCAACACGUGCUGAAGAACGAUCUUGAAUCCGUGAGCAUGCCAACGCCAAACAUCGGUUUUUCAAAGGCCAUGUCCGGCUUUAUUAUGAUGAUGACUCAACAGGGCAAGCUGCUGUACAUAUCGGAAAAUGCCGCCGAGUACCUGGGACACUCAAUGGAGGACCUUUUGAUCCACGGCGACAGCGUUUACGACGUGGUCGACAAACAAGACCACAUGGUCGUGCAGAAUCAGCUGGCCAGGAGCUCGUGCGUCGGCGGCCCCGGGGGGGCCAACAGCGGCGGCGGCGGCGACGACCGCAGAUUAUUUCUCUGCCGCAUCAAUGUGUCGCGCAACUCGCGCAGGCAGCUACGCUUCGGAGAUCAAAAGGUCGUUCUGGUCGAGGGCCACUAUCUGCCGUUCGUGCCGCUCUGCAAUCGCAACGAGUCCGUGUUCCUGGCCUCGUGCACGCCCGUCGUGCUGCCCGAGACCCGCGAGAGCGUCGUACAGGGCGCGACCAACAUCUUCACCAGCAUACACUCGAUGGACAUGAAGUAUCUGCACAUCGACAAAACAGCCGAGAGUCACAUGGAGUACAGCCGCGCGGAGCUCGUCGGUAUUUCCUGGUACAAUCUGCUCCAUUGGGACUGCAUAAGGACGGCCUGCCACAAGCAUCAAACCGUCAUCCAAUCGGAACAGGAGCGAUCGACCACGGCCCUGCUGAGGCUGCAGAGUCGCUCGGGCCGAUGGUUCUGGGUGCACUGCGUGCUCCAGGUCAAGGACACGUCCGAGGAGUGCCAGCACCCCAUCAUCGUCUGUACCAAUCAGGUUUUGAGCGAGAAGGAGGCCGACAUACUGCGAGCGAGCCCGUGGCUCUAUCAAUACACGUCGCAGACGAAAUUCGCUUACGGAGCUUGCACGGCCAGUAACAACAAUAAUCAGCCACAGCCACAGCCACAGCAGCAGCAGAGUUCGGUGGUGGUGCAAGCGACCCCGCCCGCGAGCCUGGCGGUUUACGGGCCAGCCGAGCAGCUGCUCGUCGCCGCCACUGCCGACUACAAUAACGGCCUUCCACAACGUGGAGCAUCCACGACGACGACGACGACGACUACUCACUUGACUUACGCCUUGCCACCGCAACAGCAACAACAACAACACGAGCUCGAUCUCUAUCCGAGCUCGCUCGCUGCCGCCGCUGGACAUCCGAUUAUCGAUGACGCUCGCGCGACUACUGCGGCUCAACAGCCGUCCUGUUGGUCGCCCUCUCCCGACGACUCCAGCCUCAGAGACAGGCCGCAGCAGCAGCAGCAGCACGUGAAGCAGGAACCAUCCGAGGUGUCAUUUGCUGGUGGCGGCAGUAACGAGGCCAGCUCGCAGCAGCAGCAGCGUCACCCGGACACGAGUAACACGGUGAUAAUCGUCGAGACCAGCGAACCCGUCGACAUGUCCAUUAGCAAUAACAGCUCGCUCGACGAUCACAGCUCGGACGAGCAGCAGCAUCAUCUUACGACGCAGCAGCAGCAGACGCAGACGACGGGGGGCGGCGGCAGCAGCGCAUCGAUUCAACACCACUGUAACUCUCAUCAUCACGGCGGCGAGUAUUGCCAGUGCAGCAGCAGCAGCAAACCUCACGCGUCCAUGGUGCAGCACAAUAAUAAAAGUCCGCCCCGCUCGUCGUUGCCACCGAGUAGUCUGCCUUAUUUACGACCGGUGGCGAGCAACAAUAAACUUCAGCAGCACAGCAAUGGAAGUAACAACAACGGCAACGCCAGCAACGUCAGUAACAACAACAAUAACAGCAGCAACAGCAACAACAAUCAUCACCAUCACAUUCAGCAGCAUCACUACUUGCCGAGCUCGCCGCAUCAUCACAAUCAUCAUCAUCAUCAAACGCCACCGCAUCACCUCCAGCACCAUCACCAUCAACAGCAGCAGCAACAAUUGUCACCUGGGAUCGCCUCGUCGCCCGACAGCGUCAAGUACAUCGUCGAUCUCGACAAGCUCGGCCAUCAUCAUCAACAUCAUCAUCAUCAUCACCAAUCGAUCGAGUCCGAGCAACAACAGAUCUACAACGCCCAUCAGAAGCGACAGGUGCUGUUGCUCCAACAGAGCAGCAAAGAGCAGUGGACUGCGGCCUCGCCCGUACUGCAUCAUCAUCAUCAGGGCUCGUCGCCGGGCCUGGUGGGUCCGUGGACCGACGCGAUGCAGCUGCAGCAGCAGCAGCAGGACCUCAGCCCGUACAUGACGACGACGACGCCCACGACGCCGGCCGACGACUCCUCGACCUCGGAGCACGUCCACACCCCGGAGACGCCGCUGCAGGGCUCGAUCUUCAGCUUCGACGGCUGGCCUACAGCCGAGCAGCACGUGCCGAAUCUCCGACUGCUCUCCUUUCGCAGCAGCAGCAGCAACAACAACAACAACAACAAUAAUAGCGGCGUCGGAGGUCAGCAGCUAGGAGGAGCUGGCGCCACGACGACUACCGCCGUAGCCGCCGGCCCAGGUUACGUGCUCGAGCCUCGUGGACAGCCCAUCACGCUGCAGUUGCCCAGGAAAAAGCAUCUGCAGCAGCACGCCGACGCGAGGGAUCACGCCAAGUGA